Messenger RNA from Colletotrichum destructivum, 1146 nucleotides. Its product is annotated as Putative ferric reductase transmembrane component-like domain-containing protein. The transcript has 3 exons. Gene Ontology annotation, biological process: copper ion import; iron ion transport; intracellular iron ion homeostasis. Gene Ontology annotation, cellular component: plasma membrane. The record is from RefSeq and is a predicted model, not a curated record. Gene Ontology annotation, molecular function: ferric-chelate reductase activity. Bases 1 to 1146 code for a protein of 381 amino acids. NCBI's taxonomy places the organism in Eukaryota, Fungi, Ascomycota, Sordariomycetes, Glomerellales, Glomerellaceae.
AUGUUCGAAAAGAUGGAGGUUAACCAUGAGACAUACGGGUAUGUGCAGCCGUUCCCAUUUUCACUGCUUCGGUUUGUCCCGUUGCCUGCGUUGCUAGUAUCUAAGAUCCAUGCUGUUUUCAUCGACCCCCCCCUGUUGGGUCGUCGACACAAAGUUCCUUACUUCAACCUGUUGAUAAUGCCAACGCGCGAUCAGACGAUCCUCAUCGCUUACUUAGUGAUCAUCAAUGUUGUUUCAAGCGGCAUUGGUUACGACUCAGCUCAACCCAAUGCUUGGUGGGUUAACGACAGAGACCAGGAACUUCUGACGUCUUUUAGCAACCGUAUGGGUGUACUAAGCUUCGCAAACUUACCUUUGCUUAUUCUUUACGCCGGGAGAAAAAAUUUCCUGUAUUGGUUGACCGGCUUCACCCAAUCGACUCUCAUGCUACUGCAUCGAUGGACAGCGUACUUUUGCACCAUCCAGACAUGUCUGCACUCGGCUGCGUGGAUCCAAAUCUACGUCAGCAUAAACCGGCACGACAUUGAAGCUCAGUUGUCUUACUGGAUUUGGGUAAUCAUUGCCACCCUUGCUAUGAGCUUCUUGCUGCCUGCCUCAGCAAUCCCGUUCCGGGAGAAGUUGUAUGAACUCUUUUUGGCCGUGCACAUCACUCUCGGCAUACUUGCGGUUGUUGGCUCCUGCCUGCAUAUCGUCUACAGGUUCCAGCAUCAGUGGGGCUACGAAGUAUGGAUGUAUAUCUGCUUCGGUGUCUGGGGUUUCGACCGGCUUGUACGCAUGCUUAGGAUGGCCAGAAAUGGUUUGUUGUGGGCAAAUAUCAACAUUAUCGACGAUGAUUAUCUGCAGAUCGACAUUAUCGAUGCAGUGGGAAAGGGCCUCGCUUACCUAUACUUCCCUGCAUCGUCAUGGCGCCCAUGGGAAAGCCAUCCUUUCUCGAUCCUGAGGUCCAGGGUGAACUUUAUUUCGACUGGCAGAGAGACUUCACCCGUCAACGCUGAAUCCCGUGUCGGGUUGUCCUUUCUCGUUCGAUCUUUCUCUGGCACCACGAAGUUGCUCCGUUCACAUAGCCGCCUCCCAGUAUUCGUUGAGGCCGGUUAUCUUCCACAUCACAACUUGGAAAAAUUCGAGACGCUAGUCUGUAUCGCUUAG